AGCAGCACAGACAGGCUGAAAGAAACAGGCAGCUUAUAUAACAGCAGCUCUGGGAAAUGCCGAGCAGAGGAGACCUUCACUGGACAGUCAGAGCGGGGAAAACAGCGAUGGAAACGGCCUCGCACCGUGCAGAGAUGCAGCGCACCACAGUCCUCUGCUGAAGCUGGAGCUUUCCCCUGAGGCUCAUCCUGGACUGAGUGACCACAGCCUUGGAUAUUAAACCCUCUCCGUGGUGACACAUCCAUUGUUCCUUUCUGCUGUUGGACUCUGUGCCGAUGAAGAGCAGAGACGCAGUGUCUCCAGCGCUGCCUGAUGCUGCAGGUCUUCUCCAGAUUAUGAAGUUGUAAGUAGGUUACAGAUCUCCUCCUUCCUGAUCCAGGAGAUGGCUUUCCUCUGAGGUGAGACAGGAAGCAGUAUGGCGGCGCCCCUCUGCAGACUGCACUGCCUUCUGAAGCGGGCUCACAUGUUGUUGCUCUGUUUGGGCGUCGCCUACCUGAUGGCGGGCAGCAUCCUGCUCCUUCAGCGCUCCAGCAUCAGAGUUGCCCAGCAGAGCCUCGCCAGUCUGCCGCCACUGCUGUCUCUGGCAGCACCUCCCACCGUCCUCAGGACUGCAGGUCUGGGAGUGAGGGCGCGCUCCAGAUGGGCUGUUCAGCCCGUGUCUGCGGGGGCAGCCAGGGCAGGGAGACACUGGCCCUCUUCCCAAAGCCUCGGGGUCCAACACUUGCAUCGCCGCUGGUUUCACAAUCUGCUGCCAGAGAAUCCAGAGCAGAGAGUCUCUCUCCACAGGAGCAGCAGACAUAAAGGAACCUACAUGGGCUGCUUCCUGCACAACGCCACCGAUCGAGCCCUGGGAGGAACGAUGCUUUAUGACCUGCGCAAAAUGACCAGCUCUCUGUGUCAGGACACCUGCUCAGAAAGUGGGUACCAGUUUGCAGGUUUGGAGUACGGAGCUGAAUGUCACUGCGGGAACCGGAUCAGCAGCCCACGGGCUCCCGAGGAGGAUUGUAGUCUGGUGUGUCGGGGGGAGAGGGGGUCUCCCUGUGGCGGUGUGGGCCGACUCUCCGUCUAUAAAGUGGAGGAGCAGCUGCCUGGGCACAGAAAGUUCAGAAAUGUUCACUAUCGCGGUUGCUUCAAGCUGCCCAAGAACACCCUCACCACCUUCCCCAUCUCCUCGUCUCAGCCCAACCUGACCACUCAGGCCUGCAUUGAGACGUGCACAGACAAGGAGCUCCCGCUGGCUGUGUUCAAGAAGCCCCGCUGUUUCUGUACGUGGACGUCGUCUCUGUUCAGCCUCAACCAGAAGUCGGACGGCCAGCAGUGUGCAGGAAACACCGCCCUGAACUACACCAGCAUGUCCACACCAGCAGCUCCCACUGAGCACGACCACUACCAGGUGUACCACACACCGGUGCUGGACUCCAGGUGCAAAGAGCGAAUGUUUCUGCCUCAGAGAUCCAGCUCCCUCGUGGCUCUAGCUAGUUUUCCUGGUGCGGGGAACACCUGGGUACGGCACCUGAUCGAGCUCGUGACCGGCUACUACACUGGCAGCUUCUACUUCGACGGCACACUGUACAACAGAGGUUUCAAAGGAGAGAAAGAUUACUGGAAGAGCGGCCGCAGCAUCUGUGUGAAGACCCAUGAGAGUGGUCAGAAAGAGAUCGAGAUGUUCGACUCUGCCAUCCUGCUCAUACGUAACCCUUACCGCUCCCUCAUGGCUGAAUUCAACCGCAAGUGUGCCGGACAUUUAGGGCACGCCACAGACGCUCAGUGGAAGAGCAAAGAGUGGCCUGAGUUUGUCUCCAGUUACGCCCCCUGGUGGGCGUCCCACGCUCUCAGCUGGUUGAAGUUUGGACGCCGUCUGCUGGUGGUGCACUACGAGGAGCUUCAGCGAGCUCUCCUCCCUCAGCUCCGCCUCAUCACUGACUUCCUCAACAUCUCCAUGACAGAGGAGAGGCUGCUGUGUGCUCAGACCAACCAGGACGGACAUUUUAAACGCUCAGGGGCCAAGAGGCCCUCGUUCGACCCUUUCACUGCAGACAUGAGGGACGGGAUUGACCCUCUCAUCCGUUCUGUGGACCAGGCGCUGCAGAGCAGGAACUUUAGCAGACUGCCACAGGAAUACUUUCCCAGAUGAUGAUGAUGUGAACAGGUUGUUCCCAUGUCUCUGACUGAGAGAAGUUCUUCAUGGGGAACCGUUACACACUGUCUGACCUGACUCUUUGAUAACGCUCAAUGUGAACGGUCAUGGAAACACUCAGGAGGACACAGGAAAACGCGUGACUCUCAGUGUGAAUCCACUGGUGAAAGUGAGGAAGGCUUCGGGCAGAGUCUUCCCCACUGAGAGCUGUAAACAUGACGGAGACUCAGAGAGGAUUUGACAUGAUUUGUCGGCCUGCAGAGUCGGGAUUAUCCAGCAAAAUGCUGACUGCACAAAUAUAAGUGUGUUAAUCCCCGCUGGACUCAAUCUGGAUGAAGAGCGUUUUCUGACGCUCUUUAUAAUUUCACUUCAGGACAUUUGAUGUGUUUUUAACAUACAGUAUACCCAUGUUAUAAAAGUUAAACUGCAUACUAACACAGAUGACAACCACAGCAACAGCAUUACCGGAUUAAACUGAAUUUGUGAAAAUCUGCUGGAUGCGACAGGUUUGCAAUCAUGUUGGAUUUAAGACUCAAAGCUGCCCCACAAGGCUGGAGGAGUCUUCAGGAUUAUGGUUCAUGACCUCAGAAAUAUGAUCAGUGCU
This is a messenger RNA of Cheilinus undulatus (humphead wrasse), 2741 nucleotides long. RefSeq names its product WSC domain containing 1b (gene wscd1b). The transcript has 9 exons. Gene Ontology annotation, molecular function: sulfotransferase activity. The coding region runs from base 416 to 2134 and encodes 572 amino acids. The record is from RefSeq and is a predicted model, not a curated record. Lineage: Eukaryota; Metazoa; Chordata; Actinopteri; Labriformes; Labridae.